CUGGUAGUAAUUGUUUCGAGGGCUCGUUCUCAUGCAGGCAAUUGGCCAAACAAAAUACUCGGCCCAAUCGAUUCAGUCAACCCAAAAUUCCCUCUUCCAGGGGCUGUAGCCGUUUGCUUUUCUUCAAAGCGAUCCAAAGUACCACUUACAUCUGCGGCUGUGAUAAUCCCAAAAGCCGCAUGUGAGCGAUACGCCUCGAUUAUGUCCGAAGUCCAGAACAUGCUUGAGAACGAGGUACCUUCCAUCGCCCCAGUCAUCCCGUCUCUUAAUACUGGCCUUUUGGAAUUCAAGGUCCAUGCAUGCCCGAACAUCCUGAAGAGAGACAUUGGCCCAUUCUUUCCUGACAGAGAUUUUUCGCGAAUACAUCUCACCGUCAUUACACUUUCGCGUCGAAAUCAGCUUGACGCCUCCGAGCUUCUUGACAGCGAGAAUUUUGUGGACCAUUUUGUAGAGGCAGCUAUACACAUCUGUAGUUCUCUGAAGGAAAUGGGUUACUGGGCUGACUUCAUCAACCCCAGCACUGGCAAACCGGUAAGUCUUUUUUGCCCCCCGAUUUCUGCCCACUUUAAAGCGGUGCGUAAUCCCUCAUUUAAUCUCUCCUUUGAUUAUUCCUUUCCCGAUAGAGCUGCACAGAAAAUCUUUUCCUCAGAGAUCUAG
This is a messenger RNA of Dibothriocephalus latus, 657 nucleotides long. The record is from the annotation of a GenBank genome assembly. Lineage: Eukaryota; Metazoa; Platyhelminthes; Cestoda; Diphyllobothriidea; Diphyllobothriidae.